Messenger RNA from Strongyloides ratti, 2493 nucleotides. Its product is annotated as Influenza virus NS1A-binding protein. The transcript has 3 exons. NCBI's taxonomy places the organism in Eukaryota, Metazoa, Nematoda, Chromadorea, Rhabditida, Strongyloididae. Gene Ontology annotation, molecular function: protein binding. The record is from RefSeq and is a predicted model, not a curated record. The coding region runs from base 1 to 2493 and encodes 830 amino acids.
AUGUCAGAAAUAAGUUACCUCACUAUUGGUUUGGAAACUGAUAAUAUCUCUACUAAUAUUUGUUUUAACGAUGAUGACGACACUUUAGAUCAUAGUUGUGGUAUAACUAAUGAUUCGGGAAUUCCUGUUCUUGCUCCUAAACGUCAACGAUCGGCUGUUUCAUUUAGAGAUGAUGAUACUGAUAAUUGGGGAAGUGAUCAACUUAAUAAUCGAGAUGAACACAUACUUCAGCUUCAUAAUCCAAAGCUUAAGAAUGCUUUAUUAGGAAGGGUUAAUAUGUUUAGGAAAAAUAGGGAAUUAUGUGAUGUAUCUAUUUUUGUUAAAGAAAGAGAAUUUGCUGCUCAUAAGGUUGUCCUAGCAAGUGUUUCUCCCUCAUUUCUUGACAUGUUCUCAAAAAAUGAAGAAGGCUUUCAUUUACCAAGUGUUGGACCAUUUAAACAGCUCUCCUUUUUUCCACUUUCUAAUUCAACAGAAACAACAAAUGGUGGAGGAAAUGUUUCUGAUCAUACAAUAAUAGGACAAAAUAAAUCAAAACAUGUUAGUUAUUAUGAAUUUCUUGGUGAUUUAGAAUGUUUUCAAGCAAUAUUAGAUUAUGCUUACACCAGUUCACUUGAAAUUAGAAAUUCAAAAGUUGCUGAAUUGUAUAGAAUAUGUUAUGCCUUGCAAAUAAGACCAUUAGUUAAAGCAUGUGCAAGGUAUUUAGCUAGUAACUUAAGUGUUGAAAAUUGUAUUGGUUCAAAGAUUGAUCAAUUUUUAAAAGAAAAUAUUGAAAAAGUCUAUACUGAAUGUGUGGAAUUUACUAGAUUACCAUGUAUAAGAUUAAAAAUUAUUGUUAAUGUUGAAAAAUUUAAAAAGAAAUUAAUUUUAGCUGGUAAUUUAGUUGAAAAAGCAUUAAAAUAUUUUCAGGAAACACCAAAAAAUACAGAUAAAGUAGAGCUUAUACUUGAAAUGCUUGCUGAUAAAGUACAUUUAUUUUAUUAUGAAGAAGAAAACCUUUUACAAGAUUGUGCAUUUUUAGAUGAUAAAACUAUGGUUGGUAGUUCAGAUAUUGUACAAGAAUAUAAAAGAAGUAAGCAAAAAUGUCAUGCACUUAUCAAUAAAGAUACUCCACAAGCAACUCAUCAUAUUAGUGGAGCAAAAAUUGUACGUAGUAAUGGAUCAAUAAUGGAAAAUAAUAAGUACAAUUCAAAUGAAUCUCUUAAUUCACUUGCUUCAUCACAAAGUGAAGUUGAAGAUGAAAUUGAAUAUAAAGUUAUUGCAGUUCAUAAAAUAUCACAUGAUUGUUUCAUUGCUUUAACUAUUCUUUAUCAUCGUUUGGUUGUUUUAUCAAUCCAAACAACUGAAAAUGAUGAAGUAGUAAAAUCAAAAUAUUCACAUUCCAAUAGUACUUCCCCUGUUCUUGGAAAUAACGGUUUAUCUGAAAAUAGUAGUGAUAAAGAUAGUAAUUCAGAAAUUUUGUCUAAACAUGCUGAUAGAGAUGAUGUUAUUUCAAAAUUAGUUGAUCCAAAUGCAGUAGCACGUAUUCCACUUCCUGUUAUGAGUGUUGCCAGAUGUUCUACAGGUGCUGUAUUUUUAAAUGGUAAAAUAAUUAUUUGUGGUGGUUAUGAUAGAGGUGAAUGUUUAAAAAGCGUUGAAGAGUAUGAUAUUGAAAAUGGACAAUGGAAGGUACUUCAAAAUAUGAGUUGUGAAAGAGGACGUCUUGAUUCAGCUGUAUGUAAUAAUAAAGUUUAUGCUAUUGGUGGAAGUAGUGGUAGUGAUGAUUUAAAAUCUUGUGAAGUAUUUGAACCAUUAUUAAAUAAAUGGAAAAUGAUUAGAGAUCUUCCUUCAUCAAGAAGUCAAAAUGCCUGUGCAGUUAUGGAUGAUAAAGUUUUUUGUAUUGGUGGAAUUAGAGAUCAAGUUGUUUUAAAAGAUUGUGAACGUUACUCUCCAUCGGAUAAUGAAUGGGUAUCAAUAGCUCCAUUACAAACAGCUCGUUCUCAAGCUGCAUGUAUUUCAUGGAAAAAUAUGCUAGUUGUUAUUGGUGGUACUGAUCGUUGGCUUUGCCUUUCUUCUGUUGAAGCUUAUGAUUCAAAAACUAAUUCAUGGAAAUAUCUUAAUUCACUUAAAACACCACGUCGCGGUUGUGCUGUUGCUGUUGUUAAUGAUUCGUUAUAUGUUAUUGGAGGUAAUGAUGGAACACAGAGUUUAACUUCUGUUGAAAUAUUAAAUUCACCAAAUGGACAAUGGCGUCCUGGUCCAAAUUUAACAACUCCAAGAGCUAAUACACAUGCUAUUGUUACCUCAGAUAAUGUUAUAUAUGUUAUUGGUGGAUAUAAUGGACAAACAUUUCUUAAUACAAUAGAGUUAUUAGAAGAUGAAACUUUAGGUUGGAGAUCAUGGAAAAGAACUAAAGAAGACAAAGAAGCAUAUGAUGCAUUAGAAAAAAAUUGUACAUCAUGUAAUAUUGAUGAAGGAAGUGAUACAGAAGUUACUCCAAGAGCAAACAUCUUUUAA